This is a messenger RNA of Fraxinus pennsylvanica, 768 nucleotides long. The record is from the annotation of a GenBank genome assembly. NCBI's taxonomy places the organism in Eukaryota, Viridiplantae, Streptophyta, Magnoliopsida, Lamiales, Oleaceae.
AUGCCGUGUGAAGAAUCCGGUCCCUCUUUAUCUACUUUGACGAUGAAAUUCUUCAACAAUGCAAUGCAAAGGCCAGUUAAUUUUAUCCACAAGUUUCAUGGUCACAAAGGGAAACACCUACUCGAUUUUCUCAGAUCGAGUUUUAUACCAGCAGGGUACAAGGAGCCAGAGCCAGAGCCAGAGCCAGGUAAUGACACGAAAACUCAUGUAAUCCAAAUCCAAUGCAUAUCGAAGCUCAGACAAGCAGGGAUCAAGUUCAAAGUUGGAAACGAAGACAGUUUUUUGGUGAUAAAAUUCAGACAUGGAGUGAUUGAAAUGCCCACAAUUAUCAUGGAUGAUUUUAUGAGUGCAUUUUUGCUGAAUUGUGUGGCAUAUGAACAGUGUCACAAGAGUUGUUCUAAGCACAUGACAACCUAUGCAACUUUCUUGGAUUACCUAAUAGACACUCAUAAGGAUGUUGCAUAUUUGAGUGAUCAUAAAAUCAUUGAGAAUGAACUUGGGACAGAUGCAGAAAUUGUGAGUUUUGUUAACAAUUUGGGGAAGGAUGUGGCAUUUGAUAUUGAUGUUUGCUACUUGUCUGAAUUGUUCGAUGAAGUGAAUCUCUAUUAUAGGAACCGUUGGCAUAUCCACUGGGCAAGUUUUAAGUACACUUAUUUUAGCACACCAUGGUCAUUUGUUUCGGCAUUAGCUGCUUUUAUUCUUCUGAUCCUCACCGUGGCGCAGACACUUUUCACUAUUAUUGCUUAUGUUCGCCCACGCAAGAAUUAG